AUGUCCUUGUGGCUGAAAAUCCUGCUUAUUUUACUAUUAGCAUUUGAAUGGUGGAUCUUGAUUAAUGCAAAUGAAUCGAAUGAUGAUUUUAGUUAUGGAUUAAGAGUAUCACUCAACGAUAACUUCACUGUAGCUACCUUUAAUAAAUUUCACACAUAUGCUAUUCGUUUUUUAUCGAAAAUGAUCAAUAUAGAAUGUGAAAUUCGUUAUCGAUAUCCUGAAUUAAAUGUUUACAGUCUUUCUGCUUUGAUGAUGAAACCAGAAAGUGAUACAUUCUCAUUCGUGCAAAUUAGCGAGAAUACAUCAUCGCAUCACGUUAUACUAAGCGUAGUUACUUCUAACAUAACCAAUUGUAAGAGAAAAAAUGAACCUACAAUGCUCAAUCAGAUAGUAUGGACACAUGGUCAUCAGGAAUCCAUAUUAUUAAAAGCUGAUCCACAAGAAGAAUAUGCUUAUGUUUUUGCCGAUUCAUUUGUCCUGUCCUACAACUUAUUUACAAAGAAAGUAAUUCAAUCAUUUAAUAAUACCUUCUUUGACGAAAAUGUAGAAACAUUCAUUCCAAAAGCAGUUGAUCUCACCAAUGAAUUGGCUAUUGUAACUGGUUACAGUCCAUAUCAACGUUUUGAUCUCCACUUAUGGAAAAUCUAUCCGAUUCAACUUCGACCUAAAAUGGCAUCCUUAUGUCCUGUUUCGAACGCGUCUAGUAUUAUCGAUAAUAUCAUUCGCAUGGGCAAAUCUGACCAGACUCCGAAAAAUCGAAAUUAUGGAAUGUCAGUUUCGAUCGAUCCUUCAGGAAGGUUCACAGCAUUCGGAAGUACCUUAUUAAACAUAGUACGAAUUUAUAAAAUAUCAGAUAAUAAGAAUUGUGCGCGCGGCAACGUUACAUUCGGUACAAUAAGACCAAACAUUGGUUCUAAUAUGCAAGAUAUAGGUUUUGGCCGUUCUAUUGCUUGGCUUGAUGAUAAAGGCACACUUGCUGUCCUCGUAUACAAGUCGACAAAUCAAACUUGGUCAGAAUCCGAGAUAUAUGUGUUCAAAAAUAUUUCAACUAAUUCUAAUAUUGUUGAUGCUCAGCCCGACUUUAUUCUCCCUAAUAAUCAACAAACGUUAGCACCAUUACCAAAAGCAUCUUUUCUUUUUAUUCUAGCACAUGCGAAUAACUUGUUAAUCUUACGUAAUGAUCAUAAAUAUCUUUAUGUUCCAGCUACGGAGGCAGGAAACUUACCUACACUAAUCGACAGUUGGAAGUGUCAUGCUUGUAUUAUGCGACUAAAACCAUGCGUCAGUGGAUCGUACAAAGAUGCACCUGGUGUCGGUCCCUGCACAGUUUGUCCGCCAGGAUUGAGGAAUCCGGGCUAUCGUCCAUCAGUUCAUUGUCAAGCAUGCAAUUUGACGUCGUUUUGUCCACGAGGUGCUUCCAAUGAAGUCAAUCUCAAUGAUUUUUUAUCAUAUAAUCAAACAUUUUCAUAUCCGAAUUCACCUAUUAUUGAUAAUUAUGACGAUCUAUUAAUACUUAACUUCUUGAACAUUGAUCACACAAUUCAUUGCAUAGUCGCUUCACCACUUUUUUGGGCUGCUCUAGCUAUAGUAUGUUGUUUUAUUAUAUGGUUGAUUAUGUGUCUUGUGAAAAUGCGACGGAUAAACGUUAUGGAUACUCAUCGGAAACGUAUCAAAUACGUUCUCAAGAAAUUUGAUCUUUUCGGAGAAGGAAAACACUGGAUAGGUGGUUUAAUAUCGUUUGUUAUUUUAUUUCUUAUUAUGUUUUCUUGUUGGUUUGCUUACGAUUAUUUUCAUUCGUACCCAAUAGAAACCGCAAAAACUUAUCGUGCAUUAUGCAAAAACAAUCAAAUGAAUACAAAAUUCAGUAAUGGUCUCCAGGUGCCAUUACCAGCAGCAGAUGGUACUCUUUGGAAGAUUUUUGAAAUGCUCAACCAUCAAAAUUUGACGAUGACGGUCUAUCUCAUAAAUACUAGAACACUAUGUGAUAAUAUCAUCGUUGAACGCCUAAGAUAUAGGGGUACUCCUCAACUUUUGAAGAUAAAAGGCUGCAACCUUUCCAAUAUCUAUCCUGUUGUAUCGUUCAGUGUUGAUUUGUAUACUCAUACGGAAAAUAUUCAAGUCACAAUCAAUGGACCUCACUUUAUAGGAGCUGUUCGACUUUGUCUGUAUGGACCACAAUUAAUUGAAGAUACUCUAUCUGGAAUUCAUCGGUUAAGAGAACUUGAUGUAUGUAAUCUUUUCUAUACAGAAAAUCAAACAAUUGGACUUACGACCAAUUUUAAUGUACGUCUUAUAAAAGUUAUUAACAUCACGGAACCAUUAAAAGGAAAUGAUAGAAUAAUUUUCGAUGGUAGAUGGGCACCAACGACAAAAUAUGUCGAUGAUCUCUCAGACGAACUUUAUUUUGAAAAAGAUGGACAAUACUUGCGAUAUGCUUCACAUACUACAAAGUUUAUCCUUCGGUUUAAAGAAGAAACUUACUUUCUUGAAAAUAUACAAUCACCAAUUAUUCGACUUCAGGCACUUGUCUUUCAUACACUUCUUUUCUUUUCAUUACUUAUCGAAAUUGUUGGUAUCCUCUUUCUCAUGUUCAAACUCUGUUGUUCACCUCUUUUGCGGCUAUUUCUUCCAUCAUUUCAUGACAAUUCUUUCAAAUACGAUUUACGAAUGAAUAAAAUACAGUCUAAUAUCAACAGUGAAAAUCCUCAGUUCAAUGAUAAUUUGGGAUCGACAAUAAUGAACACCAGCGAUGAAAAACUUCACUGUUGUUGUUGCACAAAGAACGACCGAAAAAUUUUAACACGACCUGCUGGAACAGAACAAUCAAGAUCUUCAUUUACUGAAAUGAUGAGUAAGUGUCUACGUUCGACAGAACUCACGAGUAAAAAAUAAUAGACUUUAAAAUUCAACUUCUUUACUUCCUUGAUUCUUCUUGUCCGACUACAAUGUUGUAGUAGCCUUGAGACAUUGUGAGAACGCUAUUUAAAAUUCAUGUAAAAGAUAAUAUAAGAUUUAAUAGUGCUCGACUACAACAAAAUCAAUCAAAUUAUCGAAUAUAAUACACGAUCAUUACAUCAGUAAGUAUAAAGUUUCAUUACAACUUCAUCAGACAUUGUUCUUAUGAUACUGGAGCCCCAAUGAUAUUUUGCACCAAUGUUUUUCAAAAAUUUUCAUUCAUAGUGCAUCGAUGAGACAAAUCUUUGCUUGUUACUUAAAUGAAUCUCAUAGAAUUUUUUUCUCUAGUUAAAAACUCUCUUCCGCCAACGACGAUAUCAACUACUGAAGUUGUUACCUCGCCUGAACAUGCGAAUUUUCAACGUUCAUUUGAAUAUUUUGACAAAAGGCUUGAUGCAUUGCAGACCCAAAUUGAUGAACUAAAUCGACAGAUCAGUCAUCUUCGGCAACGACCGACUUAAACUGAGCAAGAUUAGUAAGAAUAACAACGGCAAUGGUUUUGAUUUUUCUUUUGCUUUCAAAAAUAUCAGUAACGAUCACAAGCAUUUUGGGUGUGUGUACGAAUGUCUUCUUGUCAAGCACAUCGAUACUGACACCCACACUCUAAAUUGUGUAGUAUUUCUUUUUUUUUUUCUAUGGCUGUGAACUCCAGGUUUUUGAUAUUCUGUUAGCUUCACAUCAAUUUCAUAAUGCUUUCUUAAACAUAGUUAUUGGCACUCUUUCAAGCAUUUACUUUAAACUGAUGAGGGCAUGGGAUGUGGUUGGGUAUGGCCCUGAGGUGUGGGUGCGGAUGUGGCUGUGAGAGUGGGUCGUCUCUUGGUCGAUACCCACACCCUACAUUGUUGAAAGAUAGUUGUAUUCUUGAAGUUAAAAAAUCAAAAGAAAAUUUUCGAAAAAAACGCAAAAAAAUUUCUUACCAACCUAGUAUUCAAUGCGUAUUCGUUCUGUUUUCGGUUGUUUUUUGUUUGAAGCCCAUACUUUGUGUUAAAAGAUACGUCAACAUUGCAUAAAUAACGAAUAUUGACAUGUGACUGACAUGAGUCGUCUUAGAAUUUCAUAGUGAGGUACGUUUAUCAUUUUAGAAGUUGCAUUAAAACAUUUCGAUUCGAAAUUAAAUCAAAUUUGUUAAUCUGUUAGACCAUGUCUGAUGUUGUUCUGGAAGGGUGUGGGGGUGGGGGGUGGGUGGGGGGGGGGGGGGGGCUGUGGACUGUGGGUGUGGAUGUGGGUGUGGGUGUGUGGGUGUGGCUGUAGCUGUGUGUUACGGCCUUUUCUCAAUCCACACCCACAUCCACACACCCACACCCACACCCACACCCACACCCACACCCCCACCCACCCCCACACCCCCACCCACACCCACCCCCCCCCCCCCACCCCCACCCCCACCCACACCCACACACAAACCCAAAACCAA
Messenger RNA from Rotaria sp. Silwood2, 4369 nucleotides. Lineage: Eukaryota; Metazoa; Rotifera; Eurotatoria; Philodinida; Philodinidae. The record is from the annotation of a GenBank genome assembly.